This is a messenger RNA of Penicillium subrubescens, 1813 nucleotides long. RefSeq lists its product as uncharacterized. Bases 117 to 1691 code for a protein of 524 amino acids. Lineage: Eukaryota; Fungi; Ascomycota; Eurotiomycetes; Eurotiales; Aspergillaceae. The transcript is spliced from 3 exons. The record is from RefSeq and is a predicted model, not a curated record.
GGGCUAGUCAGCGCUAGUCUCCCAGACUAAGUCGGUGCCCAUCUCCAGGAACAUAAAAAGGGGCAAAAUUCCCCUGCCAUGCUCGCAUUCUCCUCGCGGGGGAGCGGUGUGCUGAAAUGUUUCUUCCUUGCGGAUCAAACGCGUUUGCUUGGGUAGUCAUUGGCCUACUUUUGCUCUUCCGCACGGCAGCCACCAGUGAGAUCAACAGCAGUGCAGGUUUCUGCGACUACUCCAACAUCAAUGAGCCGAUCGGAAUCGAUCUAGGUUAUCAGUUGAUCGGCGCGUCCUACGCGAAUUCGACAAACACUUUCACUCCCUUGGCUCUAGUGAGGGAUGAUGAAUACGUCUCCGUGAUCGUCCAAUUAGCCAGUGAGCACUUUGAUCGGGCGAAUCUCAAAAAGCUCUAUGGUGACCGCGAUGGGAGCCUUUAUGGCCAGCUCAAGGUGAUAAUCGCAGAAUUUGCCGUGAAGCUCACGGCGCGAAUCCCAUACAUCGACCAUCCCUACGUAGACUUGGUAACCAGCACAGCGCGCCAGAUAUACAGUAGCGUCUCCAGGCAAAUCGGACAGCUCGUAAAUACAGUCCUCCGCUGGCGCUUACAAGAGGAUUCAGCCCCGCUCACCCUCGCCGAAGUCGAAGAAACAUUCACACGCGUCUUCGAUGACCUCAUAGCCUCCACGCUCACGGACACAGGCACAAAACUCACCUUUGCCGUCAUCGCCAUCCCAGACUUCUUCAACGAGACCCUCGCGACCACUGUCCUCGAAGCCUCCCGCAAGGCCGGCAUCGAGACAGUCGCCCGUGCCAUCCCGCGCACGCUCCUCGCGCACUUUGAAAACCCCACGAUCCCCGAGGGAGACUCCGUCCUCGUCCUCGAUCAGGGAAUUCAUCACUGCGUGGUCCGCGCUUUUUCCGAGGGAGGCGGCCGUGCAGGCAGUGGCAGUGGUCGGAGAAAACGAUCUUGGGCCCAAAUUGCGAAGCAAAAGAAAAGGAAGAAUGCUGCUCAAAAAAGGGCCACUCUGCGCGACGGCGGUCUCCCGCUCGACCCAUGGCGAAGCCAAGUUCUGCACCAGCGGCUUCUGGCGGCGGUGAAGCGGGUGAAUCCGAAGCUCGAGACCCAGCUUGAGAUUGGGGCGGAUGAGAACAUCCUCAUGGCCAUGGUGGUGCGGGCACGGAUGCUGCUUAAGAAGCAGGACCUGCGGGUUGUGUCCAUGGGGACCGAGUCGCGGUCCGCGGACUUUUAUACCACGAUUGAACAUGACGAUGAUUAUCCUGAACAAGAUGGGUAUCUCGAUGAGGUACCGCUGCAUUUGGAUGAUUGGUGGGUUGAUGGGAAGGAUCCAGGCGUUAAGCUUACGAGGGAGAUGGUUCUGCGCACGGAUGAGGACUAUGUCAAAUCGUUGGGGAAUACAAUUGCUAUGUUCGUGCGUGCUAUGCAGGACGAUUCAGAUGAUCCAGCCACUGAACAGCCAACGUUCGACCAAGUCGUUAUCCUCACCGAGUGGAUAGAUGGAGAUCUGAUCCGUCGCGCGGUUAGGAAAGCGAUGGGAAAUGACGUGCCAAUUAUUGGCGGGUCAUUAAGGGACAUUACAAUGGUUGCCGACGGGGCAGCGAGGAUGGCGUUGAUACGACGGCAAAACCUGCUCAGACUGCGCGGGGAGGAGUCUGGUUUUGCGCAUGAUGAGUUGUAAUUGGGAAUUUAGUAUAUCUAGGUCGCAUAGAUCUCAGGCAACGAAUCAUCCAAGCUUGAAGUUUAGGAUUCUAGUCCUCUGAUCAACCCCGCAUUCUAUUUUAUUCCGCGUGUUUAGAGGGG